GGAACUUAACUAAAAAUAAAAUAACUGUUUAAAAGCCCAAUUUAUUAAUCAGCACAGUUAUUACAUCCUAAAAACUUAUUUACAAACUAAUUAACACUUGUAAACGUGGUACCAUUAUUAACACAACGAAAAAAUAGCAUUUGCAACAUGAUUGCAGUCAUGAAGCGUGUUUUAAUCGUUCUCUUACUAACUUAUUUCCAGCCAAUUUUAUCUAAAACCGAUCAACCAGUCUCCAUCAACUUCAGACACUCCAAAUUUUGGCCUGUGGGAGUUGUACGAUUCCCAAACACCGUCUGUAACUCCUUGGAGGGCUACACUGGCACGUGUUACACAAAAUGGGAAUGCCACAACUUGGGGGGUGUAGCCUCCGGUAGCUGCGCCAAUGGGAUCGGCACCUGUUGCAUUUUUCAAGGGACAUGCGGCGGCAAUUCGAGCUACAACAACACGUAUUUCACAAACCGGGGAUUCCCCAACACGGUGUCAAACUCCAGCUCGUGCACGUUCACCAUCAAAAAAUGCAACUCGGACAUUUGCCAAGUGCGCUUGGACUUCCUCAACCUAAACCUGGCCCAACCUGACGGUAAUGGAAACUGCAUUACCGACUCUUUGAUCAUCUCAGGUGGGGCCUCAAAUUUGCCCAUUAUUUGCGGCCAAAACAGUGGCGAACACGUUUAUAUUAAUUUCAACGGCGACAGCGACAUUAUUCUAAUGAUAGCAACCGGAGCGCUGACUUUUGCACGGUCCUGGAACAUUAAAAUCACACAAUUGGCUUGCGAUUGUCCAAGUCUUGCCCCCACUGGCUGUCUCAUGUACUACACUGCCCUCUCAGGCACCGUUAACAGCUUCAAUUACGGUACCACGUUAAGUGGGGGCCUUGUUAUCAACCCCAUGAACAUGACCAGACCUGGAACCAGACAAUUAGCCAAUGAAAAUUAUGGGGUUUGUGUGCAAAUGCAACCAGGGUAUUGUGCAAUUGAAUGGAGUCAAGGACCAGGUGAUACCUCUUUCACAGUGAGCAAUGACACCGCUUUCGCGGACGCCUCCAGUGUGGGAUUACCCGGGUUUCCGGUCAUUGGCACCAUGUGUAAUACUGACUUUGUGGUCAUUCCCAACCCCAUUUAUGCCAAUGGGACUACAGUAGGGGCCGACAGGUUUUGCGGGAACCAACUACCCACCGUUAUAAGUUCGUCUAAGCCCUUUGUUUUAACUGUGGUAACGGACGAGAAUGAUGUAAGUGAUGUGGCCAAUCGGGGCUUCUCCCUUACCUACCGCCAGAUUCCGUGUGGGGCCCCUAAUGGAAUGUUAGUCUUACCAUAAAUAAAUCAUUCAACACC
Molecule: messenger RNA, 1334 nt
Organism: Tribolium castaneum (red flour beetle)
Lineage: Eukaryota; Metazoa; Arthropoda; Insecta; Coleoptera; Tenebrionidae
Exons: 6
Coding region: 148-1317 (389 amino acids)
Source: RefSeq, a predicted model, not a curated record